GCGAACCCUGAACCGGGGACGCAGCCGGGACGAGCCCCAAUGCCCUCGCACCCGGCCCCCUCCGUGCUUCCGGGCACUCUUGCUGGCCCCGUCCUGGGGGCCGGCGGCCGUGAGGCCACUGCAGGACAGGGCCGGCCUAGCCAGCCCGGCUGCAGGUGGCCGCCCUGAGGCUCCGCCCCCUCUGCACCUGGACAGCCCGCCCUCGGCCGGAAGUGAGUGUCCGGCAGAGCUGACGUGCCGUCCAGCUGUGUGGCGGUUCCUCCCGGCCGGGUGUCGGGGCAGCGUCUCAGCCCCAGGUGUCAGCUGGUGUCAUCGGAGCCUCAGGUGCUGCCCAGGGCUGCUCCCGACCUGCCUGCUCCUUCCGGAGCCCCAAGCCAGGGCGCCUGGUGCGCUCUGCCCUGUCUCCGCAGGCUUCUGUCCGGGGUGCCAGCCCUGCGAUGGAUGGGGCAGAGAAGCCAGAGGAGGAGCAGCCACCUCGUGAGGCUGAUGCGGAGCCCACGGGGACGGUGGCUGCGCCUUCGGAGGUGGUCCCUCGGGCACUGCCCGGAGAAGCCCAGAACCUGUCCGACGUGGACGCCUUCAACCUGCUCCUGGAGAUGAAGCUGAAGCGGCGGCGCGAGCAGCCCAGGCUGCCCCGCACGGUGACCCAGCUGGUGGCCGAGGACGGGAGCCGGGUGUACGUGGUGGGCACGGCCCACUUCAGCAGCGACAGCAAGAAGGACGUCGUGAGGACGAUCCGCGCGGUGCAGCCCGACGUCGUGGUGGUGGAGCUCUGCCAGUACCGCGUGUCCAUGCUGAAGAUGGACGAGCGCACGCUGCUGCGGGAGGCCAAGGAGAUCAACCUGGAGAAGCUGCAGCAGGCAGUGAAGCAGAACGGCGUCAUGUCCGGCCUCAUGCAGAUGCUGUUGCUGAAGGUGUCGGCACACAUCACAGAGCAGCUGGGCAUGGCCCCUGGGGGCGAGUUCAGGGAGGCCUUCAAGGAGGCCAGCAAGGUGCCUUUCUGCAAGUUCCACCUGGGAGACCGACCCAUCCCCGUCACCUUCAAGAGAGCCAUCGCCUCGCUCUCCUUCUGGCAGAAGGUCAAGCUGGUCUGGGGCCUGUGCUUCAUGUCCGACCCCAUCAGCAAGGACGACGUGGAGCGCUGCAAGCAGAAGGACCUGCUGGAGCAGAUGAUGGCCGAGAUGAUCGGCGAGUUCCCGGACCUGCACCGCACCAUCGUGUCGGAGCGCGACGUGUACCUGACCUACAUGCUGCGGCAGGCGGCCCGGCGCCUCGAGCUGCCGCGCGCCUCUGACGCCGAGCCCAGGAAGUGCGUCCCCUCCGUGGUGGUGGGCGUCGUGGGCAUGGGCCACGUCCAGGGCAUCAAGAAGAACUGGACCACCGAGCUCAACAUCCAGGAGGUCAUGACCGUGCCCCCGCCGUCCAUCUCCGGCAGAGUGUCCCGCCUGGCCGUGAAGGCCGCCUUCCUGGGCCUGCUGGGCUACGGCCUGUACUGGAGUGGGCGCCGCGCCGCCGGCCUGCUCCUGUCGCUGCCCGCCGCCCAGUACUGCCUGCAGAGGGUGUCCGAGGCCCGGUCGCACAAGUAGGCGCCACGGGGAGCCGACCAGCGGACGAGCCACGCGUGGCCUCCUCCAGGUCACAGCCGAGGGGGGCUGGGCCUGGCCCUGGGGGCUCCUGGGUGCCACCUCCCAUGGGGGUCCAGGCCCAGCCGUGCCCGCCCUCCCCACCCUGCCCCAAUAAAGAAUUAUUUAACUGUU
Messenger RNA from Sorex araneus (European shrew), 1757 nucleotides. RefSeq names its product TraB domain containing (gene TRABD). The record is from RefSeq and is a predicted model, not a curated record. Lineage: Eukaryota; Metazoa; Chordata; Mammalia; Eulipotyphla; Soricidae. Bases 438 to 1586 code for a protein of 382 amino acids. The transcript is spliced from 10 exons.